AUGACGACCUGUACUUAUAACGCACGUACGCUUGCAUCGGAAGCGGCCAUCGAAGAUCUGAUGAUGCAAGCCAAGAAGAUCAAAUACGAAGUCAUCGGGCUGACCGAGACGAGACGACGUCACCCUCUCGACGCCGUAUAUGAAACUGGAGAAGAACUGUUCUUAGGGACAUGCGACAGUAGAGGUGUUGGUGGAGUUGGCGUCCUCAUCAAAACGAGUAUGGUAAAGAAAAUCGAUUCUUUCAAACAACUUACGACCCGAAUCGGACGUCUGCGGAUGAGAAGAUGUGGUCCAACACCAGCUUUGACUACCUCGUCGCUUACGCUCCAACAUCAAGCUACGAAGAAUAAGAAGUCGUAG
This is a messenger RNA of Necator americanus (New World hookworm), 360 nucleotides long. RefSeq lists its product as uncharacterized. The transcript has a single exon. NCBI's taxonomy places the organism in Eukaryota, Metazoa, Nematoda, Chromadorea, Rhabditida, Ancylostomatidae. The record is from RefSeq and is a predicted model, not a curated record. The coding region runs from base 1 to 360 and encodes 119 amino acids.